This is a messenger RNA of Aureobasidium namibiae CBS 147.97, 2373 nucleotides long. RefSeq lists its product as uncharacterized. NCBI's taxonomy places the organism in Eukaryota, Fungi, Ascomycota, Dothideomycetes, Dothideales, Saccotheciaceae. The transcript is spliced from 2 exons. The record is from RefSeq and is a predicted model, not a curated record. The coding region runs from base 1 to 2373 and encodes 790 amino acids.
AUGGAAGCCAACCCUCCAUCUUAUGGACAAGCCACCACAGUGAACGCGUGGGAUCUCGUGGCCGAUUAUAUCCCUUCCUCUGACCUCUGCUCUGCCGCCCUGGUCUGCCAGCAAUGGCACGCAACAUUCGCUCCCCAUCUUUGGGGCAACCCUGCCUCUCAUUUUGGCGAUGAAAAUGACAGGGUAUAUGUCGCUCUGACUCGAUUCAUCCGUACACUUCCUUGGGCUAGACGUAGCGUUCGAUCCUUGACACAUACGCUCCAUCUUCCUCCAGCGCAUGCUGAAAUCUACAACGGCCCACAUGCAGACUGGCUGAGGGAGGUGCUUGAAGGUCUUCCAAAUCUGCAAUCGUUGAUUGUUCGCGGUUUGCCUUUCUUCGAUCAUGCAGCUCUUAACGCUCUCCGGUAUACUCGACUGUCCGGUAACAGAAACCAACUGGGCCCUGCUCAGACUCCGUUCGGCUUACGAUUGCUGGACGCGUCUCGUUGUAGCAACGUGACUGCGACAGGUCUGCAGCAAGCCCUCAGACGCUUCGACUCUUUACUCUAUCUCGACCUUUCUUGGACUUAUCCUGCCAAAAGUCCUGAAGUCCUUCGAAGCCUUAGCCAGUUUCGGGGUCUACAGGUUCUAAAGCUCCGAGGUAUCUCGCUUAAAGACGACGAUGUGCUCAUACUGGCAAACGCGAUCAAAACCCGAGUCCGGAGCUUGGAUCUUCGGGACAAUCAAUUGACUGAUCGGAGUGUGCGUGUCUUACUCGAUCAGUGCUUUACUCCACCCCCACGAAGGGACAACAAUGGUCGAGUCAUGUCUCCGUCGUUACUGCCCUAUCUAGGUGCUGAGAUGCUAGCCAUUUAUCGAGGAGUCAACUUCGAAGCCUUCCUGAGGAAUGAAUUUACAGGCAAAUUCGUCGGUCGUUUGGCUAUCGAGGAAGCUCCGGAGAGUGGCACCACCCAUCUCUACCUCUCGGACAAUCAGCUUACUGUUGAAGGGCUCUCUGGACUAAUUAGAUCAGGGAGGUUGCACGUACUCGAUGUCGGGAGUCUUUUGCCUGCGAUGGCUUCACAAGAUGGCUCAUUCAAAAUGGACUUUCCCAGUCUAGCCAAGCUGGCUCCAGUCUUAGCUGAGUCGGCAAGCCACAGUCUAACACAUCUGAGGAUCGACCACAGUCUGGUGACUGGAGAGUCGCCAACGAUGCAAGAAAUUGCGAAAGAGCCGAUACCUGGAUAUUGCGAGCUUGCAGACACCUCUGACUACCCAACUGGAGUUGCUGAGCUGGACCACGAUACAGGAGUCUGUGAGAUGAUGGGUGACACCUCUUUUCCGAUUGAGAUCUCUGGUGACGCUAUUCACGGUGCGGCGGUACCUAUAGACGUCGAGAAGCCCACAAAACACACACAGCAAGCACGAAGAAGGAGCCAAGAGCUUCCGAUACCUACCCGAAUAGAAGGAGCAAAUGAAGAUGGUCUACAUGUGACCCUGCUUGAGGAAGAAAACAAUGUGUCAAGGACUCUGACACCAAACUCAAGCCUUGCUACCCGCGGUCUUGGUCGUAGCUACUCGUCUGUUGUCAAAGAACGCAAGAGUCGAUUACAGUCAUGCCUGAUACAGGGCAAGGGCUUCCAACCGGGUCUCCUGCCUCAUCUGACCACCUUAGUCCUGACUGAAGUCCCGCCGUCCUCACCAACCCUAGACACGCCGAACAAACUGAUCUCAUUCGUACAGACCUGCGCCGAAGAGACAACUCUAGCAAAACUACAAGCACAACUAGACUGGACGCUUCCACCCGGCCGCAGAACAAGUUCCUCGUACCAGAAGGAGCUCGUACGCAGAUCAUUUGCUCUCGAGCAGCUCAUCCUCGAAGUCGCACCCUGCAGUCUCGCUGAGAAAAAGGCAGAAGCAGCAAGCGCAUGGAGACACCGUGGCACAAAAUCCGUAACUCAAGAUCAAGACAGUGAGGCCUUGUGGGCAGCCUCUCAAACCGACUUUUCCUUUUUCGGCGAGGGCGAGACAAACAGUCUAGAUACAUAUCUCGAAUCACAUGUACCACUCAAAAUCAUGUCUGGCAUGGAGGUUUAUGUCGGCCAUGGUCCAUCUACAUCAUCCAACCAUCCACCCAAGAAUCACAUCAACGAAACAUCGUCGGCGCCCCAAGUCGAUGUCAUAGCUGAACUCUCCAAGUUUCGAAAGGCGACUAAGUCUGCAUAUCAACAACGACAACAACAGGGAGAGAAAGAAGUCGACGUGCCGGGCUAUUGGGAUGGCAAUAUCAAAGUUGUCAGAGGGGUCAAAAAUACGGAUCCUAGGUCUGAGGACGAUGAGGUGUGGGCUGAUUACUACGGGAACCGGUUUUCGAAUGGUUAUCUGUAUCGUUGA